AUGGACUACUUCCACGAUGCCACCCACGCAUCUCACUUCGAAGGAUUCAUCAGCGAGAAUCCGCAGAUCGAGUUUGUCCGCCAUGUCUACAUCGACUUCUCUGGAAUCGUCCGUAUGCGAAUCCUCACUGUCGAGUACAGCUCCAAACUGUAUCGCAGCGGACGAUCGUACGGCUGCGGUCCGGCGCUCAUGAUGUUCAACGUCAGUGGAACGAGCGAGGCGAAACUUCCUCGUCCUGUGAAACAUCAGAAAUUUGAUCUGGUGCCGGACUGGACUUCGCUGCGGGUGUGCGAGUUUGCACCUGCUCACGCUUGGGUCAUGUGCUUUGUACGAGCGGCAGAGGAAACGGCCGACCCCUUUUUCGUAUGCCCCAAGUUCCUGCUGGCGAAAGUGCUCGAGCGAGCUCGAGCCGAAGCAGAUCUCGACGUGUUGAUCGGUUUCGAGAUUGAGUUCACCCUCCUGGACUCAACGCUGCAAGUGGCGAAGAGCCUGGAUGUCCCACAAGGCUUCAACUCGGCUUCGGGACUCCGCGACGAGAAAGUGGCCUUUUUCGAAGAGGUCGUGAGGGCCCUUCGCCGAUCUCGAAUUGGUGUCACGCACUUCCAUGUCGAAUGCUUCCAUGAACUGGAGAUCGCCACCGAUCCUUUCCCUCCUAUGGAGGCCGUCGACAAUCUCAUAUAUACCCUCGAGCUGAUCAGGACCAUCGCGCUGCGGCACGGGUACAAGGCUACCAUGUCCAUCUUGCCGGUGACAGACGACCCUACCGGAGUCGCACCAGCGAAUCAGCUCCAGCCACACUUCUCAAUAUCCAAGAAGGGACCUACGGCCGAUCAUUUUCUGGCCGGGAUCUUAACGAGGGUCGAUGAGAUCACCCCGUUUGCAAUGUCGAGCUACGACAGCUAUCUGAACCCCUUCGUCGACCACGGCGGAUACUACGCCAGCUGGGGGACCGAGAACCGCGACGUGGUCGUUCGUCGCGUCGAGGACAGCCACUGGGAAUUCCGAAUCUCCGAUGCCACGAAUAACUUCUAUUUGACGCUUGCGGUCAUGCUCUCCGCUGGGCUCGAUGGGAUCAGAGAUAAAACCGCACUAACAUGGGGAGACCUUCGAUUAGAUUUCAAAGACUACACGAAGGAGGAACUUGCGGCAUUGGGUGUGACGAAGCGUUUGCCCACGAGCCUGAGGCUUGCUGUUGAUGUGCUUCGCGAGUCAGAGUAUCUUGAGGGCCUCCUUGGGAAAGAAAUGAAAAGUGCGUACAUAUUGGUUAAAGACACUGAUGAACGGGCUUUCUCUUCGAUGCGAGAGGAAGAGAAGAGGCUGCAGUUCAUUAAGCACUUUUGA
This is a messenger RNA of Zasmidium cellare ATCC 36951, 1341 nucleotides long. RefSeq lists its product as uncharacterized. The record is from RefSeq and is a predicted model, not a curated record. Bases 1 to 1341 code for a protein of 446 amino acids. Gene Ontology annotation, molecular function: glutamine synthetase activity. The transcript has a single exon. NCBI's taxonomy places the organism in Eukaryota, Fungi, Ascomycota, Dothideomycetes, Mycosphaerellales, Mycosphaerellaceae.